This is a messenger RNA of Labrus bergylta (ballan wrasse), 3886 nucleotides long. It is a transcript of the gene trim23, whose product is annotated as tripartite motif containing 23. Gene Ontology annotation, molecular function: GTPase activity; GTP binding; zinc ion binding. The record is from RefSeq and is a predicted model, not a curated record. Gene Ontology annotation, cellular component: cytoplasm; lysosomal membrane; plasma membrane. Lineage: Eukaryota; Metazoa; Chordata; Actinopteri; Labriformes; Labridae. Gene Ontology annotation, biological process: intracellular protein transport; vesicle-mediated transport.
CGUCUCCGCCUGUCGUCCAAGAAUGGCCGCUGCUGCAGCAGGAAUAAACAAGCAGGGCGCUGUAGCGACGAUGGAGCCCUGCAUCCGACACGGGAGGGGGGCCAGUGGAAACAGCGUCAAGGUGCUGGAGUGUGGUGUUUGUGAGGAUGUCUUCUCCCUCCAAGGAGAUAAGGUCCCCCGUCUUUUGCUGUGCGGUCACACAGUGUGCCAUGAUUGUCUAACCCGGUUGCCCCUCCACGGAAGAGCGGUCCGCUGCCCCUUCGACAGACAGGUCACUGAGCUGGGGGACUCUGGAGUUUGGGGUCUGAAGAAGAACUUUGCCCUGCUUGAGCUCUUGGAGCGACUCCAGAACGGAGCCUCCAACCAGUCGGGGAUGGCGGAGGACGCUCUGAAGGGCAUGGGAGAAUGUAUAAUCCGCUGUGACGAGGACGAGAGCCACACGGCCUCCAUGUACUGCACCGUGUGCGCCACCCACCUGUGUGCCGAAUGCUCCCAGCUCACCCACUCCACCCGCACUCUGGCCAAACACCGCCGCGUCCCGCUGGCCGACAAGCCUCACGAGAAGACCCUGUGCCCGCAGCACCAGGUCCACGCCAUCGAGUUCGUGUGCCUGGAGGAGCCGUGUCAGUCCGGGCCCCUGAUGUGCUGCGUGUGUAAGGAGUACGGCAAGCACCAGGGACAUAAGCACGCCGUUCUGGAGACUGAAGCCAAUCAGAUCCGUGCGUCCAUUUUGGACAUGGCCCACUGCAUCCGCACCUUCACAGAUGAAGUGUCCGAGUACUCCAGGAAGCUGGUGGGCAUCGUGCAGCAAAUAGAGGGAGGGGAGCAGAUCGUGAAGGACGGAGUCGGCAUGGCACACACUGAACAUGUCCCUGGCACGGCAGAGAGCGCCCGCUCAUGUGUGCGGGCUUACUUCGCGGACCUCCACGAGACGCUGUGUCGGCAGGAGGAGAUGGCGCUGAGCGUGGUGGACGCUCACGUCAGGGAGAGGCUGAUCUGGCUGAGGCAGCAGCAGGAGGACAUGACCAUCCUGCUGUCCCAGGUGUCCACGGCCUGCCUGCACUGUGAGAAGACUCUUCAGCAGGACGACUGCAGAGUUGUGCUGGCCAAGCAGGAGAUCAACUGUCUGCUGGAGACGCUUCAGAAGCAGCAGCAUCAGUUCACAGAGCUGGCAGAUCACAUUCAGCUGGACGCCGGCAUCCCCGUCACCUUCACCAAGGACAACCGGGUCCACAUUGGUCCAAAGAUGGAGAUCCGUGUUGUCACUCUGGGGCUGGAUGGAGCCGGAAAGACCACCAUCCUCUUCAAGCUGAAGCAGGAUGAGUUCAUGCAGCCAAUCCCAACCAUCGGUUUCAAUGUGGAGACGGUCGAAUACAAGAAUCUGAAAUUCACCAUCUGGGACGUGGGAGGAAAACACAAGCUGAGGCCUCUGUGGAAACACUACUACCUGAACACUCAAGCGGUGGUGUUUGUGGUUGACAGCUGCCACAGGGACCGACUGAUGGAGGCUCACAGCGAGCUGGCCAAACUGCUGACGGAGAAAGAGCUGAGGGACGCCUUGUUGCUCAUCUUUGCCAACAAACAGGACGUUCCCGGGGUCGUGUCUGUGGAGGAGAUGACGGAGCUGCUGAGCCUACACAAGCUGUGCUGCGGGAGGAGCUGGCACAUUCAGGGCUGCGACGCCCGCAGUGGGAUGGGCCUCCACGAGGGGCUGGAUUGGCUCUCCAGACAGCUGGUGGCUGCUGGCGUCCUGGACGUCGCCUAGAUGUCAGCUUCGCUCUACGUCUCUACUGACUCUGCCCCCCUCCCCUCCUAACAACUGAACCUAAACAUGAAAUACAAAAGGCUCUCAGCCCGCCCUCCUCAUCUUUCCUCCUUUGUGCACCACUAUGCGCAAAGAACACAAAGAUGUAAAUACUCUCUCUCUCUCUCUCUCUCUCUCUUGCUUCACUGAUUCAGUAGAUGGAACAGACAAAGCCGUCUUGCAGUAGGAGCCAACCUCUGGCUCUAAAAAGCUGAGAGAAAUGGGAACUUUGGUAUCUUUAAACUUUGGCCCUAUUUUUUUUUUUAUAUUUCAGGGUCUAAAUGACCAAAAGUUACCAAAAAAUAUGGAAUUAAUCCAGUUUAUUGCUUCAGCCGGCAGCUUAAAACUGUUGCAACCUAUUCAAAUAUGCCAGAACAAAAUCAAAUCUCCUUAAAGUUCUUGUUUUUCUCGAUCAGUCACUUGAUCAUUUGUAUUAAGGUUUUUAUCAGAUCAAAUCAAAUAUCCAUGUAAUGCACAAUAACACUAAACUAACCAAUACUAUUUUAUCGGGAUCCUUUCUGUAAUAAUGACGGACAGUUCAAAUAAUCUGAGAGUGACUUUUGCUUAAAAAAAAAAAAAAAAAAGGAACUUUUAAGGAACCGUGGACAAAAGUGGUACCUCUGCAGAUUUUGACCUGUUCAUGUGACGGUAGUGUUUUCUGGUGAAGAAUUAUAGCCUUGCUUGUUUUUAGCAGUCAAACGUUUCAUUUACCUUAAUUUAAAACGUUAAAAAAAAAGGUUAAUUCAGCAUUCUUAUCAGGUACCUCACCACAGCAGCCUGUAGCUGCCAGGCGGAGAAAUCCACCGGCUCAAUUCUAAAACCUUUUCUACUUUAAAGUCAGUUUGACCCUGAAAUACUUUUAAAAAUAGGAUUGUGGUUUACAAACUGCGCUCUUAGACUACCAAACUGCUUCAUUUUGAGCCAGCUUAAACGUUGCUUUCUUUCCUGUCUCUCUCUCUCUCCUCGUUACUCCCAGCGUGUUCGUCCGACAUCUUAAGCUAGGUAACUAAAGCUCGGUAGAUGUUUAUAACGCUCAUCGUGCCCCGACAGUGUGGACUCGAGUAAUUCCUCUCAUAUUGUCAUUUAUAAUAACCUCCUCUGUGCGUGACAGUAAACUUAAAACAUCCAGUAGUUUUUAAUGGUAACCAUGGCAACAUGCCCAUGACAAUUUUACGCUUAAUUCCGUAUAUAUCUGCAGGUAAGUGAGACGGGACUUGAGAAGGUUCUCUCUCUGUGUGUGUUAAAGAGUUUCUGUGGCUUCAAACUGAUGCUCAAACGUUCAGACUUUGCCUUCACAUCUAUUGUAAUCAAUAGCAGCGUCUUUUAUUUACGCGUUUGUUUGUUUUUUUUCUCCCCCCGUGUGCUAUAUGAACCUAUUUAAAGCCGCAGCUGGUCUUGAAAUGGCGCACGACAUGUGUAGUUUUUUGGGGGUUUUUGUUUGAAAUGUAGUGUUGUUUUCUGUUACAGACGUGUUUACUGAACUUAUUUAUGAGCGUGAACUUUGAUACGAGUCGGGGGGGAAAGGAAUCUGUUCACGCAUGGAUUUCUGCCUCUUGCUUUGUGGAGUUUGCCGCACGCAGAUUUGUGUGGCAUGCGCUCGUUUGCUGCCUCUCUCUCUCUCUACCGGUUUUGAUUUAAGACGCAAAUGAAUGCUGCAAAAACUAAAUGUCUUGUGAAAACUAUUUAAAACACCUACCAGGUCCUGUUUGUCGGUGUGUGCGUAUGAAAACGUGCACCUUUUUUGGUCUCCAGCCUUCAGCUCUAAUGUGAAACGUAGUGAAAUAUGGAUCCUAACACUGACACACUCGUCUUGUGAUUCUUAAGAAAACCGUCGUUUUGACUUUGAUUUUGUCUUUAUUCAUUGCUAUGUAAUGUUAACUAUUUGUAUGUAUAAAACUGAAAAACAUGCACGUGUGAAAAGCCUUUCCACAUAGUUUGUGAAACCUUUCCGUUUGUUUUUUGUUUGUUUCUGAAACGUAGAAGCACAAUGCGCAUCGGAACCUUUGUUACGAGUCGACUUGAUGAUGGCUUUUUGUAAAUUAUUCAUAAUGUGAUGCUGUAAAAUAAACUAAUUGAACUUAA